Messenger RNA from Equus caballus (horse), 5021 nucleotides. NCBI's taxonomy places the organism in Eukaryota, Metazoa, Chordata, Mammalia, Perissodactyla, Equidae. The record is from RefSeq and is a predicted model, not a curated record.
AAGCGGCUGAGACGGGGCCAAGAGGCUGGGGGUUAAUUUAACCGGAGGGGGUGGGAAGGGCUGUAGGGCUAACCUGUCAGUUUGCCACCAUGAAUGUGGUUUUUGCUGUGAAGCAGUACAUUUCCAAAAUGAUAGAGGACAGCGGGCCGGGUAUGAAAGUACUUCUCAUGGAUAAAGAGACGACUGGCAUAGUGAGUAUGGUAUACACACAAUCGGAGAUUCUUCAGAAAGAAGUAUACCUUUUUGAACGCAUUGAUUCUCAAAAUCGAGAAAUCAUGAAACACCUGAAAGCAAUUUGUUUUCUUCGACCUACGAAGGAGAAUGUGGAUUAUCUGAUUCAGGAGCUCCGAAGACCCAAAUACAGUAUAUAUUUUAUUUAUUUCAGUAAUGUGAUCAGCAAGAGUGAUGUGAAGUCAUUAGCUGAAGCUGAUGAACAGGAAGUUGUGGCUGAGGUUCAGGAAUUUUAUGGUGAUUACAUUGCUGUGAAUCCACAUUUAUUUUCUCUCAAUAUUUUGGGUUGCUGCCAGGGUCGAAAUUGGGAUCCAGCCCAGCUAUCCAGAACAACUCAAGGACUGACAGCGCUCCUUCUAUCUCUGAAGAAAUGUCCCAUGAUUCGUUAUCAGCUUUCAUCAGAGGCAGCAAAGAGACUUGCAGAAUGUGUUAAGCAAGUGAUAACUAAAGAAUAUGAACUGUUUGAAUUCCGGCGGACUGAGGUUCCUCCAUUGCUACUUAUUUUAGAUCGCUGCGAUGAUGCCAUCACCCCAUUGCUAAACCAGUGGACAUAUCAGGCCAUGGUCCAUGAACUACUGGGCAUAAACAACAAUCGGAUUGAUCUUUCCAGAGUGCCGGGGAUCAGUAAAGACCUAAGAGAGGUGGUCCUAUCUGCUGAAAACGAUGAAUUCUAUGCUAACAAUAUGUACCUGAACUUUGCUGAGAUUGGUAGCAAUAUAAAGAAUCUCAUGGAAGACUUUCAGAAGAAGAAACCAAAAGAACAGCAAAAACUAGAAUCAAUAGCAGACAUGAAGGCCUUUGUUGAGAAUUACCCACAGUUCAAGAAGAUGUCUGGAACUGUAUCAAAGCAUGUGACAGUGGUUGGAGAGCUGUCUCGGUUGGUCAGUGAGCGGAAUCUGCUGGAGGUUUCGGAGGUUGAACAAGAGCUGGCCUGUCAAAAUGACCAUUCUAGUGCCCUCCAGAAUGUAAAGCGGCUCCUGCAGAACCCCAAAGUGACAGAAUUUGAUGCUGCCCGCCUUGUGAUGCUUUAUGCUCUACAUUAUGAGCGACACAGCAGCAAUAGCCUACCAGGACUAAUGAUGGACCUCAGGAAUAAAGGUGUUUCUGAAAAGUAUCGAAAGCUUGUGUCUGCACUUGUUGAAUAUGGUGGUAAACGGGUCAGAGGAAGUGACCUCUUCAGCCCCAAAGACGCGGUGGCUAUUACCAAACAGUUCCUCAAAGGACUGAAGGGAGUAGAAAAUGUAUAUACUCAGCAUCAACCUUUCCUACAUGAAACCCUGGACCAUCUCAUCAAAGGAAAGCUUAAGGAAAACCUGUACCCUUAUCUAGGUCCCAGCACACUCAGAGACAGGACACCAUUGACCACCAGAAGACUAUAUUGUGUAUGAUUAGUUCACGACAGCAGACCUUCCUAAUGCUGACCCCCAGAUAGUCACAGCAGAGAGUAAACUAUUGGUAGAGUGUCCUCUAUCUCCUUGACCGCACAUUCUUACAGCGUUGGAUUUUUUUUCCCACAGAACUCAUCCUUUAAUGAAUGUUAAACCCAUUGUGACUGUACUUUAGAAGCCAUUAUUAUCUCAUAUCAUUGGUACUUCUAGAACCAAUAUAGUGGGAAGAAUUAAAAUUGUACAUCCUUAGAACUUUAGUGUUAAAAUGAAAUUGUGUAUAUCCAUGAGGGUAAUACUAUGGUAAAAGUUGCAAGGACGCAUGCCAGUUUUUAAAAUGACAGCCAACUGUAGCCUACUUGAUCCCCUUCCCUAUGAAAUAUAUCCCUAAAGAUCCUGACAAGAACUGAACUUGAGUUUUAGCUGUUCGUAUUCUCCUUCCUCUUCUGUAGAAAUAUUAGUAAGAAUUGAAACAACACAUAUCACUUGGAAACAAAGAAGAGAACCUGUAUUUUGCCUGAAUAGUCAGUGGCUGAAUAAGUGAGAGUUCAUUAUACUUGGCAGAAAAAUAUCACUAUCAUUAUUGUACAGCUCUUCCUAAGCAAAUGACCUUUCUCCACAAAAGGAAGCUGGCCAGUAUCUGGAGGCAAGGACUUGAAGGAAAAGCUAGAUAGUGUAGAAGAUUUUAGUGAUUCAUGGACAGUGGUAAUGCUUUCCUGUAAGUUGGUAAAGAAACUCUUUCCUGCAGCCUAAAGCACCAGAUUAGUAUUGGAUUAAUAAUUUAGCCUGAAGAUUUGUAUCUGCUUCUUUGCGCUACUAGAGGAAAUCAUGCACUUUAUAGAUUAGUGCCACUACAGAUUCAUUGUUCCUAACCUCACUUGGGCCUUCAGGGAUACCCAGUCAAACUUUUACGUAUCCUUAGUUAUAUCUUUGUCUCAAUCUCUGCAUCAGUUUUGAAUGUUUCCCUUCUCUCCAUAUCACCUAACCCACCCCAGCCCACACAGUGUUUCCUACUUCACAGAGAAAAAAAUUUGUCUGUCAGACGUUAACCCCUUCAAUGGCCAGCUUCUCUAUUUAUAAACUUAUUUACGUGUACCUACCUUUUUCUCCUUCCUCCAUUCUAAAGGAAAUAUAUGCUUUUUUCCUAUUUAGAACUAAUCUCUCUGCCAGCACUCGUUUUAGACUUCUACCAUCUCUUCUGAAGCCCUUCUCUUGGUUAUUUGCCUAUAUUUUCAGCUUCUCCUACUCUAACUACUUUCCCACAGGCUAUAAGCAUCCUCAAGUUUCUCCUAUUAAACAUGUAAUAAAUUUAAAGCGCUUCAGCCUGGAUUCUCCUCUAACCUAUCUCCUUCCCUUCACAGUUAGGCUUCUUGGAUAAAGUCACUGUCUUCACUUCUCACCUCUUCAGUCCAUGUACCCUGGCUUCUUACUCCACUCUGAUACACUAAAACUUUUCUUGCAAAAUCACAUUGCGAGAAUGUGCACAGUGGUCUCUUUCAGUCCUCACUGUAUUUACCCCACUACUGCAUUUAACACCGUUAACCAUUCUAUUCUUGAAACUCCUGUGUCCCUUGGCCUCUCCCUUCUAGGUCUCCUCCUACCUUUCUGACAAUUUGCUUCUCAGUUGCCUUUGCUGGCUACUCUUCUUGCUUAUCCUAUAGAUGUCAAAGACUCUUCCAAAACUCUGUCUUUUGGUUUUCUUCUCAUUCUACAUAAUCUCCCAAGGUAGAACUCAUCUAUUUCCAUGGCUUUAGCUGCCCCCUGUAUUCAGGGUAAUCAUCACGCCUGAAUAUCCAGAUGUCUAGUGGCCAUCUCCAUUGGAAUGUUCCACGGGCAUCUCAGACAUAACAUGUUUUUGUCUUAGUUUCAGUAAAUCAGUCUUCCUUUCUUCCCUCUCAGACCUAAACCACCAUACCUACUCACCAAAACCAGAAAACUUAAAGUUGUCAUGGACCCUUCCUUUAUCCUCAUCUUCCACAUUUAAUCAUUGACCACACACUGAAGAGUCUACAUUUUUUGUGUCUACUGUAUCAGUCUUUCCUCUCCAAUUCUGGUAUUUCUUUAGUUCCUAUUUUCAUCAUAUCUUCCUAGAAGUCUUACAGUAGUGUUUUGUUCUCCAGCUUUUCCCAACAGGAACCCCCAAUUCAUUCUCACACAGCACCGAAAUUAUCCUUCAAAAAAGCAAAUUUGUUUAUGGUAACCUGUUAAAACCCUUCAGUGAUUGCCCCAUGGCCUAUAAGAUUCAAGGCUUUCCAUGACCUGGCUUCCGCUUACUUCUCCCUCUCUUUCUCUCACUGUGUCCCCAACUUAUAUGCUUCACUGCAGCCAGAAAGGAGGAGUUAGGAUGACUCCAAAGCUUUUGUCCUAAGCAACUGAAAGGAUAGAAUGGCCAUCAACUAAGAUGGGGAAAGCUAUAGGUAAAAAAAGCCUGGAGGAGAAGAGUAGGGAUUUGAACAUGUUGAAUUGAGAAAUCUGUUAAACAUGCAAGUGGAAAUGUCGAAGUAGACAGAUAUUUAAGUCUUGCGUUUAGGAGAGAGGUCUGGGCUGGAGACAGAUUUUGGAGUCAUCGGCAGAUAGAUGUAUUUAAAACCACAAAACUGGGUGAGAUCAUCUAGGGAAGUGCUGUUCAAUAGAACUUUCUACAAUGAUGAAAAUGUGCUAUAUCUAUGCUAUCUAAUAAGGUAGCCACUAGCCGCAUGUGACUGUUGAGCACUUGAAAUGUGGCUAAUUCUACUGAGGAACUGAUUUUUCAUUUUAUUUUAACAAUUUAAAUGCAAAUAGCCAUGUGUAGCUAGUGGCUACUGCAUUGGACAGAGCAGAUCUAGGGAGUAACUGUAGAGCAAGAAGAAAGGAAAACCGAUGACUGGGCUCUGGACACUCCACCAUUAAGAGUUUAGGGAGAUGAGGCGAGGCCGUCAAGGGACACUGAAAAAUAGCAACUAGUGAAGUAGGAAAAAAACCAAGAAUGUGAUCUCCUGGAAACCAAGUGAAGAAAGUAUAUCAAGGAGAAGCAAGUGAUCAGCUUAGUCAGUUUAGAAGGACCAAUAUAUAUACACACACACACACACACACACACACACCCCUAGAUAAUAUCCCUGAGAGGAUACUUAAGACAUGAGUAAGAGUGUUUGCCUCUAGAAAGAAAUGAGGGUGCAAGAGGACCAAGGUGAAAGGGAAACUUGCUUUAUUUUUUUUUUUUUACAGUGUACCCUUUUGUAUUUUAUACAACAUGCAAACAUUUACCUAGUCAAAAACAGUACAUUUUAAAAUAAUAAAACAUGAUUGUAGAAUAUAUAACAGUAUGUAACUCUAAAAGCAUUAUGGUAUUAAAUACAUUGUUUCUGGUGAGUGGUCUUGAAUGAAUCUUAUUUUGUCUUAAAUAAAUUUAGUGUUUCAGAGACGUGA